Meriones unguiculatus (Mongolian gerbil) is the source of this 3529-nucleotide messenger RNA. RefSeq names its product TSR1 ribosome maturation factor (gene Tsr1). Gene Ontology annotation, cellular component: preribosome, small subunit precursor; nucleus. The record is from RefSeq and is a predicted model, not a curated record. NCBI's taxonomy places the organism in Eukaryota, Metazoa, Chordata, Mammalia, Rodentia, Muridae. Gene Ontology annotation, biological process: endonucleolytic cleavage of tricistronic rRNA transcript (SSU-rRNA, 5.8S rRNA, LSU-rRNA); ribosome biogenesis; maturation of SSU-rRNA from tricistronic rRNA transcript (SSU-rRNA, 5.8S rRNA, LSU-rRNA). The coding region runs from base 33 to 2447 and encodes 804 amino acids. Gene Ontology annotation, molecular function: GTP binding; U3 snoRNA binding; GTPase activity. The transcript is spliced from 15 exons.
GCCGUGCUCUCUCGGUGCACGUGGGCCGCAGGAUGGCGGCUCACCGCUCCGGCCCGCUGAAGCAGCAGAAUAAAGCCCACAAAGGCGGGCGGCACCACGGUGGUGGGUCCACUCAGCGGGACAGCAAAGGCCGUGUGGGACCGAAGAUCCUGAGCAAGAAGCUGAAGAAGCAGCUCAGCCGCGUGGACCAGAGGCACCGCGCCAGCCAGCUCCGAAAGCAGAAAAGGGAGGCGGUUCUGGCAGAGAAGAGGCAGCUGGGCAGCAAGGAUGGGCCUCCACAUCAGGUGCUGGUGGUGCCUCUGCACAGCAGGGUUUCCCUUCCAGAGGCAUUUAAACUGCUUCAGAAUGAAGAUUUGGGAACAGUGUACUUGAGUGAAUGGGGAAGCACCCAUAGCUUUAUGCUUGUAUGUCCGGGUUUGAAACAUCGGUGGUUUUUCACAUAUGCAAGACCAGGGGAUCUGCAUACUGUAUUAGACAUGGCUAAAGUUGCUGAUACCAUUGUGUUCCUCCUGGACCCAAUAGAAGGCUGGGACAGUACUGGGGAUUACUGUCUCUCCUGCCUCUUUGCUCAGGGACUUCCCACAUAUGCACUAGCUGUCCAGGGGCUUUCUGGCCUCCCACCAAAGAAACAGAUAGAUGCCAGAAAGAAGCUAAGUAAAACAGUGGAGAAACGCUUUCCUGAAGACAAACUCCUGUUCUUAGACACCCAACAGGAGGCAGGAACGCUGCUUAGACAGUUGGCGAACCAGAAGCAACGGCAUCUUGCUUUCCGAGCUCGGCGAGCUUACUUGUUUGCCCAUGUUGCUGACUUCGUGCCUAGUGAGGAGAAUAACUCAGUGGGCACCUUGAAAAUCUCAGGCUAUGUUCGUGGGAGGACUCUGAAUGUGAACAGCUUGCUGCAUAUUGUUGGACAUGGUGAUUUCCAGAUGAAUCAGAUAGAUGCGCCAGUGGACCCUUUCCCUUUAAAUCCUAGAGUGAUUAAAUCCCAAAAGAAACCAAGCAUGGCAAUGGAGGUUUGUGUUACAGAUGCUGCAGCAGACAUGGAAGAAGACCUUAAGGUUCUGAUGAAGGCAGACCCUGAUCAGCAGGAGACUUUACAAACAGAAGUUAUUCCAGACCCGAUGGAAGGGGAGCAGACCUGGCCCACUGAGGAGGAGCUGGAUGAGGCAAAAGACUUAUUGAAGCAACGUUCCAGCGUGGUAAAGAAGGUCCCUAAAGGAACAUCUAGUUACCAGGCUGAAUGGAUUCUGGAUGAAGGUGAUGAAAGUGAUGGGGAAGGCGAUGAAUAUGAUGAUAUACAACAUGAAGGUUUUAUGGAAGAGGAGUCUCAGGAUGGGAGUGGUGAGGAGGAAGAGGAGGAAGAAUGUGAAACUAUGACUCUAGGGGAGUCUGUGUGUGAUGAUCUAUAUGAUGAGAAAGUAGAUGAAGAGGCCGAGGAGAGAAUGUUGGAGAAAUAUAAACAAGAAAGAUUAGAAGAGAUGUUUCCAGAUGAAAUGGAUACCCCCCGUGAUGUGGCUGCUAGAAUUCGAUUUCAGAAAUACAGAGGCCUCAAGAGCUUCCGGACAUCUCCUUGGGACCCUAAGGAAAACCUUCCUAGAGAUUAUGCUAGGAUCUUUCAAUUUCAAAAUUUCAUUAAUACUCGGAAAAGAAUCUUUAAAGAGAUUGAGGAAAAAGAAACUGAAGGAGCUGAGGCUGGCUGGUAUGUCACACUUCAUGUCUCAGAUGUCCCAGUCUCAGUGGUUGAGUAUUUUAGGCAAGGAGCACCUUUGAUUGCAUUUUCUUUGCUACCUUACGAACAGAAGAUGUCAGUAUUGAACAUGGUGGUGAGGCGGAACCCUGGCAACACGGAACCUGUGAAGGCCAAAGAAGAACUGAUCUUCCACUGUGGGUUCAGGCGCUUCCGAGCCUCCCCUUUAUUCUCUCAGCACACAGCAGCUGAUAAACAUAAAUUUCAGAGAUUCCUGACUCCUGAUGCAGCCUUAGUGGUAACAGUGUUCGCACCAAUCACUUUUCCUCCCGCAUCCGUGCUGCUUUUCAAGCAGAGAAGCAAUGGAAUGCACAGCCUCAUUGCUACAGGCCAUCUGUUAUCAGUGGAUCCAGACAGGAUGGUCAUCAAGAGAGUUGUUCUGAGUGGUCAUCCUUUCAAAAUUUUUACCAAGAUGGCAGUAGUGCGAUAUAUGUUCUUCAACAGAGAGGAUGUGAUGUGGUUUAAGCCUGUGGAGCUGAGAACCAAGUGGGGCCGCAGAGGACACAUUAAGGAGCCUGUAGGUACCCAUGGCCAUAUGAAGUGCAGUUUUGAUGGGAAGCUAAAAUCUCAGGAUACAGUAUUAAUGAAUCUCUAUAAACGAGUUUUCCCCAAAUGGACUUACGAUCCCUAUGUACAAGAACCAGUACCUUGGGUGAAAAGUGAGGUUUCUUCGACAGUGUCAGAAGUGGACAUGGAAUAAUGGAUCUGGUGGGGCUAUCUUUACUGUGGCCAAGACUCCGGUGUGAGACUCUGGAUUGUGACUAGGCAGCUUGUGCUUCCUAUUUCAGCUGUCCAUGCCUCUGCUGUGUAGUGUUUACACCAUUACUUGGUCCCCAAACUAUAACUCUUACUGAAAGACUUUUCUCCAUUAGGAUUUUGAAAACAAUUUUAAAUAGGAAGAUGGAAAACAACAUUUUCAUAUAGUGACAUUCUUAUUUCUUCCAUGGAUUUAAACAGAAGCAGUCUGGUAAGGAGCUGGCUUUUCAGCCUGCUUUACCCAGUUUAGGGACGUCAAGUCUACAUUCCCACCACUGAGUACAAUACAGAUGUUCUUUACUUCUGGAGAGACUGUUUGGAAAUGCUGAGAUAGCACUGCAGCCAAUCCAACACCAGCAGUAGGCUCAAUGAGCAGCUUCAUUCUCUCCCACACCAGCUGGGUUGCAUACUGUUGGCACAGAAAGGAGCAAGGGUUAAUAAAACAAGAAAUGGAGCCAGAGUCUAGUAGGUUAGGUUCUAAAUGCCAAAUGAAACAGGUGUUUGGGUUGGUUGCGAUGAGUAUGGGCUUGCUAAUAAAAUACCUCUACAACUCGGCGAAGUCCACUCUUGCCAGGGUUUGUACCUGUCACAGGUCGUCUGGAUAAGUGAAUUGCCUGCUCAUAAGUUUCUUAGGCUCACUGUUUUCUCGCUUACCUUUAUUUCAUCCUCUGUGACAGUGAAGACAUCAUCUACAAGGUCCCUUAUAAUAGGCCAGGUAUUUAAGCCAAUGCUUGAUUUUACACCAUCAGCUAUGGUUUCUGGAGGCUGAGGAUUGGGGGUUAGUUCUCCUUUCAGUUUGGACUGGUAGCAGUCAUCUGCAUUCAAGGGUUCAGCACCAUAAAUCUUCACGCUAGGCUUUAGGGCCUGGGGAAAGGAACAGAGGCUUUACAACUACAUCCUUUGCCUGUGUACCUAAAGGAGGCUUUAUGGCUAACAUUUUUGUGUUAAAGGGUCUUUCAUUUGAUAUCCAAAAUGCAAAUAAGAUCUUGAAGCACUUUAAUAAAAGUUGUAUCUGAUGAAGAGUGA